Molecule: messenger RNA, 714 nt
Organism: Triticum aestivum (bread wheat)
Lineage: Eukaryota; Viridiplantae; Streptophyta; Magnoliopsida; Poales; Poaceae
Product: blue copper protein 1a-like
Exons: 2
Coding region: 84-587 (167 amino acids)
Cellular component (GO): plasma membrane
Molecular function (GO): electron transfer activity
Source: RefSeq, a predicted model, not a curated record
GCAUCCAUCCCAUCAUCACAGGACCCUUCCCCUUUAGCCACAAGCCAGUCAUCUCUCUAGCUUUGCUGCUUACUCAGUCAGUAAUGGCGUCCAAGCAGAUGCUCGUCGCCGUGUUCGCUGCGGCCGCCCUCGCCGUGGCCUUCCUCCCGGGGCUCGCCGUCGCCACGGAGCACAUGGUCGGUGACGACAAGGGCUGGACCCUCAAUUUCAACUACUCGGCCUGGGCUGAGACCAAGCAGUUCGUCGCCGGCGACACGCUAGUGUUCAAGUACAACAGCCCCGCCCACAACGUGGUGGAGGUGGGCGGGCCGGACUUCCUCAAGUGCAGCCAGCCGGCCAACGCCGUCGUCUUGACCACCGGCGAGGACCGGGUCACGCUCGACAAGGCCGGACGCAAGUGGUUCUUCUGCGGCGUCGGGCAGCACUGCGAGAACGGCAUGAAGCUCAAGAUCACCAUCCUCGAGACCGCCCCGCCGACUCCCCAGCCAGCCCCGCCCCCGACCAACCCUGCUGGCAAGCUGCAGGCGCGCUUCGGUGAGGCAGCGGCCGCGGUCACUGCGGUCGCCAUGGCCGUGCUCGUGCUCUAGGCCACCACAGUCCCACUCCAUCCUCUUUACACAUAGCUAGCUCAGCGAUCGAGAGUGUUGCGUUGUGGGUUGGUUUUUGCGCGCGGUCGAUCGUGCUGUUAUUUUUUAUGUUACAACCUUGUGCAUU